Molecule: messenger RNA, 1365 nt
Organism: Colletotrichum higginsianum IMI 349063
Lineage: Eukaryota; Fungi; Ascomycota; Sordariomycetes; Glomerellales; Glomerellaceae
Exons: 3
Coding region: 1-1365 (454 amino acids)
Source: RefSeq, a predicted model, not a curated record
AUGUCCUGCAGCGUAAACAAAGGUGCAAUCAUCGACUGGCUGACUGCGAUCCAACCUACGAUCGAUUCACCUAUCCACACCACCACCGUCGAACACAACAGUCAUUCCAGCUGUGACCGACCCUGGAAGCGGAUUCGAACAACGAAGGGAGACGAACCGGCGACCCCUCUUAUCUCGCCCCCAAACUCUGUGGCCCAGGAUACCGCCAACAUGUCGCAGCGGGAGAAACGAUCGCGCGACGAGUCCGGGAUGGAAGACAACAUGGACGGGGAAGCGUUGGGAACCAACGAUGGACAAGUCGACGAAUUUGCGACCCCUAGAGCGGAUCGCACAGCCGCCAGACUGGCCAAUCUCUCUCACGCCUCGUCCCAGUCGUCCAUCCAGUCGACGUCGACAAAGUCCCGUACAUCAUCCCCGAGGAAACAGAUGCGCGCAGCCGAGCGGGCGUCAACCGGUUUCGUCCACGAAAAGUUCUCCCUCAACCGAGACACUUUGCCUCCUUCACUCUCUUCCCUCCUCGAAGAACUCAAGGACAUCAACUCGAGCGUGGGCAUUCUCCCGCAAGAAGCACGGGACGAGGUGAGUGCACUUCGUCACGCUGGAAACACAUGCAUCUUCUCUCCACCAGAGCAAUACGCCUUCGCCGAACGCCCAACUUUGGUUCGCUAUCCCGAACCCGGCUUCGUGAGCAAGGUGCUCAACCGUGCGGCCGCCUGCGACCUUGAGCGGGAAGGCGAAUGCUCUUGGAACGUCGAAGUUCAUCAUCCAAUCCUCUCGUGGGUCUGCCGUCCUGAUGAUGUCGUGGGAUUGGUAGAUUUUCGAUACUGUACUUCUGCCACUGUACUUGCAAAGCAUCAACCCAAGGGCAUGCCGUCGAAGAUGGUCGAUUUUUGCAUGAUGGUACGUCCACCACGAGGGUCCCUCGAAGACCAAACCAUUGACGCUGUCACCGACUCGCGCCCGGGAGGCUCCAUCAACCACACCGACUGGGGAUGCUUUACACGCAACCCCAUUACCCUCUCCAUCGAGACGAAAUCCACCAGCGAGGAGCAGGGCAGGGCAAUACUCCAGAUGGGCAUAUGGCACGCUUGCCAGUGGCGCAACAUCAGGGAACUGGGCCAGGGCUGCGUCCCUCCGGGUCUUGAGUUCCUCCCGGGGCUCCUCAUCCUUGGGCAUGAAUGGUUCUUUGUGGCUAGCGUACCGGGUCCGUUGGGCCAGUCUGUCUUGUAUUCCAAGCAGGCCAUUGGGACGACGGAGAGCGAGGCCGGGAUAUACAGCAUCCUGGCUGCGCUGGAAGUGUUGCGAGCCUGGUCUGCCGACCAUUUUUGGCCGGCCUUCAAAGGGAAAGUUUUGGGUCUCUCAUGA